Microthlaspi erraticum is the source of this 1143-nucleotide messenger RNA. The record is from the annotation of a GenBank genome assembly. NCBI's taxonomy places the organism in Eukaryota, Viridiplantae, Streptophyta, Magnoliopsida, Brassicales, Brassicaceae.
AUGGGUUCGAAUUUUCACUACACAAUAGAUCUCAACGAAGAUCAAAACCACCAACCGUUUUUCUCUUCUCUUGGAUCUUCCCUGCAUCACAAUCAUGAUCAUCAACAUCUUCCUCCUUUUAAUCCCUCUUUUUCAUCUUCUUUGACUCCACCAUCUCUUUCCUACCUCCCUUUCUUGAUCAACUCUCACCAAGAUCAAGUACAUGUUGGGUACAACAACAACACUUUCCAUGGUUUUCUUGAUCCCCAUCUCUCCCAACCCUUCGAGACCAAGAUGUUUGUAUCUAAUGGUGAAUCAUCAUCAAGCGAUCAAAUGGUGCCAAAGAAAGAGACACGACUCAAAUUGACGAUAAGGAAGAAAGAUAAUCAUCAAGAACAAUUCGAUCUUCCUCAAUAUCCCACAAGAGGCGAGACCGAAACUAAAACGCUCAAGUGGACUUCUUCAAAGGUGAGACUGAUGAAGAAGAAGAAGACUAUGAUCACCACCACCGACAACAACAAACAACACGUUAAUAACGAACAAUCCUUGAACCUACGCAAUCUCGAAGAAAAUCAUCAUGAUCAUCUCAAGAAAAUCUCUACAAAUCAGUACAAUAAUAUUGUCAGCGAGAAUGGUUAUAACGGAAGCAACAAUUGCGUGAUCAGGAUUUGCUCCGAUUGUAACACGACCAAGACUCCUCUUUGGAGAAGCGGCCCGAGAGGUCCCAAGUCUCUUUGUAAUGCGUGUGGAAUAAGACAAAGGAAGGCGAGGCGGGCCGCUGCAGCCGCAGCCGGGACAGCAACCUAUGACGUGUCACCGCCGCUCCUGAAAAAGAAGACGCAAAACAAGAACAAGAGAUCAAAUGGAGACUAUAAUCUAUCUUCUCCUUCGGCUCCAAAGCUAAAGAAAUGUAAGAGGAUGACCACAUCGGCGGAGGAGGCCGUACCGGUGAUGGAGGUCGUCGCAACAACCGGAGAUGUUGAGACUCAAACCAAACCCACGGUGUCACUUUCUUCGACAUCUUCCUCUUCAGACAACUAUUAUUCCGAUGAUCUAGCGAUAAUCUUGAGCAAAAGCUCAGCUUAUCAGCAAGUUUUCCCUCAAGACGAGAAAGAGGCUGCCAUUUUACUAAUGGCUCUAUCUUACGGAAUAAUACUCGGGUGA